AUGGGAGAGCUGAGUCGAAGGGACCAAAUCAGACUCUUUGCCAAAGAGAUGUCGGAUGGGUACGAGAGAAGAUCUCAGAGCAAGAGACUGAAGAUUACGAAGUCUUUGCCGGGACUAUCUGCAGCUCUCCAGAAACCCAUGCGCAGAUUCUACGUGCAAGGCAACGAGAGCCAAAAGAGUCAAAAGCACCGAGCGAUCACAGCUCCAGGAAGAAUACGAUCGAAACAGAAAAAAGAAACCGUGCUUCCAGAGGUGGCAGGUGCCGAGGCUGAGAAUCCGGAGGAGCCAGAGAGGCCAACUCUGGACCAAGGACAGCAGGCUGCCAAGUCGGUCAGAGACUCCCGAGAGUCUGCGAAGAUGGCAUGGAUAGCACGUGCCAACCAUGUCCCAGUGGACACAUGUCUUCAAGCAGCAGACCUGUUCCUGGAGCAGGUGAACGCCUUGGAGAAGAACCUGAACCUGGAACAGUUUGGAAAGUGCCUUCUCCACUGCACGGGCAUGGAAAAACUGGAAGAUUUGCCACCGGAUCUGCUUCGCCAUGCCUUUGCGGUUGCAGACAAAGACAAGAAUGGCACCAUUUCCUUUCCCGAGUUUGUGACGUGGUUUUCGACGGUUGGGUUUAAUACGAAUGUGACCCUUUCGCCGAAAGAGCGGGCUUUCCGGGAAUUCUGUGCCGAGAAUAACUUGAGUUUGGUGGAUAUGGACAGAUAUCAAAAAUAUUUUGCUGAAUACGAUUGUGAUGGAAGCGGUGAAAUCGAUUAUGAAGAGUUCGAAGGUGUCAUCAGGAGAUGCGCUCGAGUGCCGCGGCAUUUGGAAAUUCCUCCUGCGCGGAUGAAGCAGCUCUGGACCCAAGCAGACAAUGACUGCAGUGGGUCCAUUGACUUCGAAGAGUUUGCCCUGUUCUACCGGAAAUUCUUUGAGGCGCCUGGUGCUGCAGGCUUUGAGAGUUUCUACCGAAAUGUACGACCUCCCUUGGGAAAGAUCGUUGGGUAG
Molecule: messenger RNA, 993 nt
Organism: Cladocopium goreaui
Lineage: Eukaryota; Dinophyceae; Suessiales; Symbiodiniaceae
Source: the annotation of a GenBank genome assembly